AUGACUCAUAUGAAUAAUGUUAUCUAUAAAAAAAUUUGACGUUCAACUGCAGCAAAUCAACAAGUACGAUAUCGAUUAGAAUACUUUUGCUCAACUGAAAACUGUAAUAACGGGAGCGCAUUUCAACGUAUAUUAGAAUCCGUGACAAUCAAUGAUCAAUUUGAUGUUUUCGAAAACAUAUUACCGUGGAAUGGUACUUAUUCUGGUCGUUUAUGUUUACUUUUUUCAAAUCAAACUACUCAAUAUUGUCGUAAUCCUAUUCCAGAUAACCCAGAUCAAUGUACACAAUGUAACGCACAAUAUUUAUACACAAAAAAUACAACCAAAAUGUGUGCAACAUGUGUUACACAAGGUUAUUGGAAUCCAAUUAUAGAACGUGAAGUAUUAUUUAAUAUAACUGAUCGAACACGUUCUGAAACGAUAGAGAUAAGAUGUGGAACGGAUAAUUGUACUACAUUUCAAACUGGAGAUGAUAUUCGUGCAAUAAGUACAAUUGAAUUGGAUUUGGAUAAGUUUUUAGCCCCAUUCUCAGGCGGCAAACAAAUGACGAUAUCAUCUUUUCAUCAAAUUAUUUUUAUGAUCAUGCUUUGGUCAUUAAACAGUUUUUUCGAUUAA
Molecule: messenger RNA, 615 nt
Organism: Rotaria sp. Silwood1
Lineage: Eukaryota; Metazoa; Rotifera; Eurotatoria; Philodinida; Philodinidae
Source: the annotation of a GenBank genome assembly